UUCACAGGUACACUACAACUCCCAUGACCGCCACAUACCCGGAAGAAACUACAAUACAGCACGCGCUGUGCGUCUCACAUGCUAGCUCGCUAGUCGGUAAAGUGUAAAGAAGACAAAACUACAUUUCAAGCAGAAUUUCUUGGCAAUAAUUGAGAAAAUGUCUGCUGCUAAAGUGAAAAUGCGACAGAAGAAAAUGAGAAACCAACCCACCAACGUACAGUAUUCUUCGUCGCCUGCGGAUGUGCGGGGAAGAACACAGUCCAACGGUGGAGAUGGUGGUGGACCUUCUGGCAAAAAUCCACCUUCAGAAAGAAAUAAGAGCAGUCGCCAACAGGGUGGUUGGGUCCGUGGACACCAGAAAGAUGGUGGAAUCUAUUCUGACAAGAUGCCGCAGCAUAUUACUGCUGGGCUCUUUGCUCAGGCGAGGGCAGCAGAAGUAAGUGCAAUGCUAAAAGCUGUUACCAAGACAACCGGCAGCUGUAAUGUAUUUGGAGCCCUGCCGAGGCACAUGAGGAGACGAGCAAUGAGCCACAACACCAAACGCCUUCCUUGCAGGCUGAGAGAGAUGGCCAACAGAAUGCGAGAGAAGUGCUUGCAGGCCAGCUCAAAAGGGAAGAAGGAGCAGAAUAAAACCAAGAGCCGCAAAGCUCGCCGCCGUCACGGAAAUCUGCUUUUGGAGUUCAAUAGGCGGCAGAGAAAGAAUGUUUGGCUGGAGACGCACAUCUGGCAUGCCAAGCGUUUCCACAUGGUGAAAAAGUGGGGCUACUGCCUUGGAGAUAGACCAACGUUAAAAUGCUACCGCCCCUGCUACCGAGCCAUGAGUAGCCAUUGUCUACUGCAGGACCUUUCAUACUAUUGCUGCAUAGAGAUCCAGGGAGAGGAAGACAAACUACUGGAGUGUUUGUCACACAUGACCAGCAAGGAGGCCGGUCCGACAUUUGCUCAACGAUUGUGUCUGUCAGGACAAAGACAGGGCAGCGUGGUGGUGUAUCGGGCAGGUCAGUUCCCCUCACAGCCCCUGGGCCCUGUUACAUUCUUGUGGAGAACCCGUGAACAGGGCUCAACUCAUAGGCAGCUGUGGAUCUGGGCUCAUCCCACUCUUAAAACGGACAUCCUGCCCGAGUUGCAAAGUGUGUGCCAGUGUAAUGAGGCUGUGAUUCCGCCGCCGCCUUUGCUGCAAGAGACGGAUACAGAUGUUGUCCCCCCCAUCGAAGCUGGAAAAAACCCAGAAAUCCAACAUGUACCUGGAACUAAAAGAAAGCGAAGUCGUCAGGAUAGGAGUGGACCUCCUGCUAAAAAGAUCCUUGGUGACGGAACCAGACCACCCAACACCCCUGUUACUUGGAAAUCCAGUUCUACUGGAAUAGUGAUAAAUGAUCUCACUAUGGAGAUUGUACGAUAUCGACUGAUUGGACCUCAUUCUCAUUCUGUGCUCACCGAUACUUUGGAAGCUGCUACAGAUUGUGAUGAAUUGAGCAAAUCCCAGCCUUCAUGCCUCUGGUGGCCUGACCACUGCAAGGAUAAGAGCAAGAUGCUUCUGCAUCAGCAACAAACUGAUGUCUUUCUCACACUAAAAGACAUCUACUCGACUACAGAGCUGCCCCCAGGCACAGUGCUGGGGCUGACAGUUGAUGACCCCAGGCUGGCGAUGCCAACAAAGAGGGUUAAAGCGUUGCCGUGUGUGAAGGAAGCACAAGGGGUGAAUGAGGAGAAGAUAAAAGAACUGUCCUUGCGUGGCGUGCCAGAACACUGUUGUCAGAGUUACUUGUGGGAACAGUCUGUGCGCAACAAUGUCACUGAUAAUAAAAUUUCAGAACAGGAGCUGAACCGCAUGAGAAGUGACGUCCUCGUACCGGGUUCCAGGCUUACUCCCACUCCACUGCAGGGUCGAAUCCCCAUCCUGCUGGUGCACCAGCCUGGCAAGCAGGUGGGACAUGAGAUGAACUCCUGGGGCGCUGGAUGGGACGUGCUGCUUCCGAAAGGCUGGGGCAUGGCUUUCUGGAUCCCACUGGUGUACCGAGGUGUUCGCAUUGGUGGACUAAAAAUGAGUCUGACACACUCUCAGAAUAAAGGUGCUCCCCACUUCCCUCAUGACUACCCAGACUGCCCUGCAGGAGCUCGAUUUCAAGACGAGCAGGAGUCGGUGCUGCUUGAAAAGUUUAAAAGAUGCCCGCCUGCCAAAAGAACCAAUUACAUUAAACAUGGCUGCCUGGCUCCGUUCUGUUGCCCUUGGCAACAGCUGGCUGAGGAGUGGGAUCUUACUGGAAGUGAGGCGGCGGAGAGACAAGGAGACACUCGGACUGAAAGCACAUCGGUGAUGCAGUCGGCGAUGACAUCACAUCAAGACGCUGCUGUGGCAAAGCCUGCGACGCACUUCACAGUUCUCAGAAACAUAAAGUCAUUGAGGCUGCUCUCCAGUUGGUGCAGACCCACUUCUUCUAAAGGUCAGAGGUUAUACCAUGUCAGGGAAAUGCUGCCUCUAAACCAUGCGGCCAGGGUGGCUUUCCUAACAAGUCACAAGAUGAAUCUGGUUUGGGUACGCCUGUCACUGUUAUUGAAGGGCAAACCAGACCUCCACGCCAUGGUCUGUGUGCCCACAGUGGAGGACCUGAAGCUGCUGAACAAAGGGCCAGGCAGCAGUGGGCCUCAGGAGCCCCUCCACCGGGACACCUUGAAAAAUACAAUCAAACGUAGCAAAAAGGGAAGCAAGAAAACUCUUGUACAGCGUCAGUCUACUGAUACGACCGAGGGUAAACACGUUCCUUCUGAUAAAGACUCUGAUUUUGUGUUGGGAGUGUGGCCAAAUCCCCUGCCGAGCGUCACGUCUCACUGCUCCCGAGUGACUCUCGGCUGGGUCACUCAGGCCGACUUCUCGCUGUCGGCAGGCUGUGGGGAGGCUCUGGGUUUUGUGAGCGUCACCGGUCUCAUUCACACCCUCGUCAGUCAGCCGCCGGAACACAGGGGAAUUGUGCUGCUUCGCAACCCGACGUCUCUCCACUAUCGUUUUGCCAAAAUCAACAUAGAGGUUUGAAGUUCAUGCAGAAGAGAACUUUUUUUGUUGUUGCAUGCUAAGGGAUGGUAUGAAGCAGGUGCCGCAUUUUAGUGGGAAAAUACUUCAUCAAUGCUUGAAAGUGAUAGAAACGGUUUGAAAUUAAACUGAUUCAAAAGCAGCAAUUUUGGCACCAAUAUCAAAUAAAUCAACACAAUACCAGGCCCUAAUAUGCUUUCUUUGUACAGAAACCCUGGAACAUAAAAUUAAAUUAAUUUUGAGCGGGGGGACUUACAUUUGUUAGACACUCGAGAAUUGAGCCCAACCUGAAAUUGCUUUCUUUGGAUGUAUUCAGUGUCUUUUGAGUAUCUUGAAAAACGCCAUGUAACUCCAAACUAUUAUUUUUAUGAAAUAAAUGGAUUUCAAAUGCAUCUGCAUCCAGACUGUCACAGAGUUUGAUUGAAUUGGAUCCAUUUCAGAUAACAUUUUUUUUGACUUGAGGGUAUUAAAAGUUGAGUAAGAGAGUAAGAUGAUUACCAUCACCUUCACCAAGCUCUCGCCUCUAAACGCCAAAUUAAACAACACAGGCAGUUUAAGAUCAGGCACUGAACUCAACACUUUAACAUUGAAUCUUGAGUUCCUUAAUGUGUGGGUGGUAGGUAAGUUUGGUUGCUUGGCAACCCCUAAGUUUAGAUGCCGCUUUGUGGUUUAUAUGAGGUGAAGUGCGAUGUACAUACACUAUUGCAUAUGUAGAAGGGCUUUUAAAUAAUCCACCUCAACCACGAGCAUGAUGAUUCCAUUCAUCCCU
Molecule: messenger RNA, 3797 nt
Organism: Doryrhamphus excisus (bluestripe pipefish)
Lineage: Eukaryota; Metazoa; Chordata; Actinopteri; Syngnathiformes; Syngnathidae
Gene: pop1
Product: POP1 homolog, ribonuclease P/MRP subunit
Biological process (GO): tRNA 5'-leader removal
Cellular component (GO): nucleolar ribonuclease P complex; ribonuclease MRP complex
Source: RefSeq, a predicted model, not a curated record